AUGCUGGAGAACCUAGCUGUGGCGAGAGGUAUCUUAGUGCUUAGCUUCCUCAGUCCCAUACAGUGUGCAAAUAUCCUUGUGUUGAUGAGUGUUCCUUCAGAGAGUCACUUCAUAUGGAUACGACCGAUCGUGAAUCGCUUAGCUGAGGCUCAUCACAAUGUGACGAUUCUGUCGGUUAACGUUGACCGUGCUGCACAGGCGAACGUUUCCUAUAUUCACCUGGAAAACAGCUAUUACACCCUGUACGGCAAUGGAACGGCGAAGAAUGACAUUUUGAAACGAUCUAAUGAAGGAGCAAUGAAGGCUACAAUAUCUUUCUACCGGUUUGCACUGCUGGGAUGCGAAGGCGCUGUCACCUCAGAUGGAUUAAAACGGAUUCUCCAAUAUCCGCCCCACUUUCGAUUCGAUCUCAUCAUCUACGACUUUACCUGUGGUCCUUGUCUGCUCGGUUUGAUGCACAAGUUCCACUACCCGCCACUGGUGAGCGUCACUGGGUUCGGUCUGCCACAGUUCACCGAGAGUUUAGUCGGUGGACAUAAGGCUUCCUCGUAUGUGCCACACUUUACGCAACUCACCGAUAACCCGAUGCCGUUUGGGCAACGUUUCGUUAACGCGUACGUUCACCUGUUUGAUAGUCUCUACCGGAAGUUUGUUUUCCUGCCGGAACUAACCGCAAUCGCUCAGCGACCUUUCGACUAUCCUCUGCCCGAUCUUGCCGAACUGGAAAAGCGUACGCUGAUAAUGCUGACCAACUCUAACCCGGCACUGGAUCCACCAGAAUCACUGCCACCGAAUGUCAUCCCCGUCGGGGGGCUACAGAUCGUCCCAGCCAAACCACUGCCGGAAGAGCUGGACACCUUCAUCUCGACCGCCCCGAAGGGCGCGAUCCUGUUCGCGAUGGGUACCAACUUCAAGAGUAAAAUGUUUACCCCCGAGCGGCAGCUAAUGUUCCUGGAGGCAUUCGCGGCCCUUCCCGAGUAUCACAUUCUGUGGAAGUUUGACGACGACCGGCUGCCCAGGCGUGCCACUCCGAAUGUGCUGGUGCGUCCCUGGAUGCCGCAGAACGACAUUCUAGCACAUCCACGUUUGCGUGCCUUCAUUACACACUGCGGACUAAUGAGCACACAGGAGGCAACGUACCAUGCGGUGCCGACGAUCGGUAUUCCCAUCUACGUCGACCAGCAUCUCAACCUACACCGGACGAUGCAAGCCGGGGCCGCCGUCAAGCUGGAGUUGGCGACCCUAACGAGUGCCAAAAUCGUGGAAGCGCUCCGGGAGGUGCUGGAAAACGACUCGUACCAGCGGGCGAUCAAUGCACGAUCGGCGCUCUUUCGCGAUCAACCGGAAAAGCCGCUCGAUCGGGCCAUCUGGUGGAUCGAAUGGGCCCUCCGGCACCCCCGGGAGGAACGACUUCGUUCGAAAACGAUCGAAAUGCACGCUUUCACCUCGAGCGGGUACGAUGUGGCAUUUUGUUCUUUGCUGUUGCUUCUUGCUCUAUUUGUUGUUGUCAGGAAAACGCUUUCGAGGCUAUUUUCCAGAAGUAAAAAGACGAGCAAAAGUAAAAUGUCCUAG
Anopheles coustani is the source of this 1572-nucleotide messenger RNA. RefSeq names its product UDP-glycosyltransferase UGT5-like. The transcript is spliced from 3 exons. The record is from RefSeq and is a predicted model, not a curated record. Gene Ontology annotation, molecular function: UDP-glycosyltransferase activity. NCBI's taxonomy places the organism in Eukaryota, Metazoa, Arthropoda, Insecta, Diptera, Culicidae. The coding region runs from base 1 to 1572 and encodes 523 amino acids.